Vigna radiata var. radiata (mung bean) is the source of this 624-nucleotide messenger RNA. RefSeq lists its product as uncharacterized. NCBI's taxonomy places the organism in Eukaryota, Viridiplantae, Streptophyta, Magnoliopsida, Fabales, Fabaceae. The transcript is spliced from 2 exons. Bases 1 to 624 code for a protein of 207 amino acids. The record is from RefSeq and is a predicted model, not a curated record.
AUGGCUGAAGAGAAUAAUGGUAGACGUACUUUGGCAGAUUAUUCUACAGUUGUUGGACCUCAUCAUUUUAACAGUAUAGCAAGGCCGAGGGUUAAUGCUGCAAACAUGGAGAUGAAGUCGACGUUGAUACAAUUGGUAAAGAGCAACCAAUUCAAUGGAUUGUCACACGGAAGUCCAUUUGAACAUCUGACUACGUUCAAUGAAAUCUGUAAUACUGUGAAGAUCAUUGGCGUGCCAAAUGAAGCAAUAAGGCUUAGUUUGUUUCCUUUCUCAUUGGAAGGAAAUGCUAAGUUAUGGCAGGGCGUGGAGGAGACAUUAUGUCAAGUGUGGGAUAGAUACAAAAGCUUGCUGAGAAAGACGCCAACACAUGGCUUUGAUGAUGCUACAGUAGUCAUUCUUUUCCUUGGAGGACUUGCCUCGCAGACCAAAUUGUUGCUGGAUGCCUCAGCUGGAGGUAAUAUUAAAUGCAAGAUUCUAGAGGAAGCACAUGAAUUGAUUGAGAAUAUGGCUAUUGAUGAUAAUGAGAUGCAUAGUGAAAGAGGAACUUCACCUCAACAGAAGGGAGUCCUACAAUUACAAUCUCAAGAUGCUCUGCUAGCACAAAAUAAGAUCAUAACUCAAUAG